AUGGAAAACGAAAUUCGACGUAUUACAUCGGAGAGGGGAAAUGAUUUGUUGCUAGUCAAUGGGCACAAAUUUAGGUGUAUCAGGCAGCGGGCUGAUGGAUAUGUAAGAUGGAGGUGCUGUAAAAAACAGUGUACGUCCACAGUGUUGAUGACGAUUGAUGAUUUAAUUAUAGAAAAUGCUAGUGAACAUAACCAUCCUGUUGAUCCGAUACAAAAAAUUGAUCGACAAGUGUUGAGAGAAAGUUGCAAGCGAAAAGCUAUAAGUAAUAUAUCUACCCGGCCAAUAAAGUUCAUAAGAAAUGAACUUAUGAAUAGCGUAAGUACUGAAUUAGAACAUAAAGAUUUAAAAUCGGUUAGAAAGGCAAUGUAUAUUGAACGAAGAAAAAAUCUCCCUCCCUAUCCAACAUCUUCUGAAGAUGCAAUUACAAAAAUAAAUGAAUUUCAAGAUGCAGAUUUUUUAAUGUUUAGAGGGGAAAAGUUUGUACAUUUACCCGAAGAUUCUACUUUUAUUUGUUUAACCACUAAAGAAAAUCUUCAAUGUCUGACCAGUUGUACCGAUGUAUUUACAGACGGAACAUUCGAAUAUGCUCCAAAAUUUUUUUUGCAAUUAUACACCAUUCAUGGUUAUAAAAAUGGCAUUUACGCACAUUUGGUUAUAUGUGAAAAACAAUCACUUAUUUUUAAAAUUAAAAUACUUCACAUUGAUUUUGAAAUUGGUGCUAUUGAAGCAGUAAAAGAAGUUUUUCAGGCUGUACAAAUUAAAACAUGCCGUUUUCACUUGGGACAAGCUUGGUGGCGCAAAAUUAAUGGUGAAUCAAAAUUAAGAACGGCAUAUAACGAUAAAAAUAACGAUUUACAAAUAUGGCUCAAAUCAUUUUUGGGACUUUCUUUUAUAGCUCCAGAUGAUGUCGAGGAUGCUUUUGUCGAACUUAUAAGUGUAUGUCCAAAUAUUUCAGUUGGACAACUUUUUUCGGAUUAUGUUUUGGAAACGUAUAUUGAACCGGGUUGUAAAUUUCCACCUAUUUUAUGGGCUGAAACACCAUCAUCAAAUCCUAGGACUACAAACGGGGCUGAAAGUUUCCAUAGUACAUAUAAUGCACAGUUUAAUAGUGCUCAUCCACCAAUAUUUGUCGUUAUAGCUACCCUUAUGGAAACUCAGACAGAAACAGUUACCAAAUUAUUAACCAUUUCCAAAGGUAUAAUAAAACCAAAAUCGAAUGAAGAAUCAAGGAAAAUUGAAAAUUUGAAAAAUGAAUACAAACAUAAUGUAAACAAUAAAACACCAGAAAAUUUACUAAAGUAUUUGGCCAUAGUUGGAAAUAGGUAUCGGGGGUUUAAAAUUUAA
Molecule: messenger RNA, 1344 nt
Organism: Melanaphis sacchari
Lineage: Eukaryota; Metazoa; Arthropoda; Insecta; Hemiptera; Aphididae
Exons: 4
Coding region: 1-1344 (447 amino acids)
Source: RefSeq, a predicted model, not a curated record